Molecule: messenger RNA, 945 nt
Organism: Symbiodinium pilosum
Lineage: Eukaryota; Dinophyceae; Suessiales; Symbiodiniaceae
Source: the annotation of a GenBank genome assembly
AUGGUUUGGAAGGUGUGCAAGGCCACCGGCGUGCGGAUUCCAAGGACGGAGCAGAACGCGGAGGCAACACUUGCUCGCAUCUGCGACUACCUCAAAGUGAAGCAAAAGGGAGGCGUCUGUUCCUUUGGAGUGAAGCUCGUCUCCAUCUCAAGUCAAGGCUGGAUCUGUACUGGGCGCAAGUGGGCUUUCGUGGUAGCGGCCGCGUUUGUCUUGGCAGCACGGGCGUACUUCUACGAGCUGGACGUCGAAGAAGUCGCCGACUUUCUGGCUAUUGGUGCUGGUACAGUGAAAAAGCGCAUUCAGGAGAUCAAGCAGUUGAUCCUCUCGGUGAUGACACAUCUGCCAUGGGGCCACAUGAUCACAAUCGAGAACUUACAUGUGUACUUGCCUUUUGCCCUUGAGCACUGGGAGCUGCUCCGGUCCUGUGCACCCCUCCUCCGGAAGCAGCAGCUGGACAUGCAGCAAAAGAGGCAGAAGGCCUUGUUGCAGCUGCAUGGUCCAGGCAUGGACGAGCUGGACUCACACGCAGCUGGCGCUCCGCCAAGACAGCAGCGGGGUGCGAAGAAGCGCAGCCAUCGGCGUGACGAAGACCGGACGGAGGUGAAAGCCACAGCCGCCAAAAGCAGCGAUGAGGAUGAUGAGGUUAAACUGAAAGCUGUGGCUCUGCUGGCCAGGCUCAUGAAGGUUGCCAAGGAGGAUGUGGACCCCAGCGUCCGAUUGGCCGCUUUGGAUGCCCUGCGGUCUGUGGCCGGUGAAGGCAGUCGCCAUCUGAAAGAUGCAGCCCUUCACCUCAUCCUAGAUGAGGACGAGGUUGUUCAAGAAGCGGCGUCAGAGCUCCUGGAGAAACUUGACCUCACGGAUCAUGCCUCCGAGCUGGAGUCGGACAAGCCUGAGGAGGUACUCGUUCUGGCACCUCAGGCAGUUGGUGUGGAAGAGACGCCGCAG